AUGGCUGACGGGGGCCUCAGUGCUCAGUAUUUGAGCAGCAACCCUGAUGUGGUGGCCAAAGAGGCUCCUGGAGAUUCCAUCAGCAGCCUUGCAUGGUCACCGGUACAAGAUGUCAUUGCAGCAGGCUCUUGGGACAAGUCUAUUUACAUUUGGGAGGUGAAUGGCCAGGAUAUGCUUGCGCGGACGAGCUAUGUGCUGCAGGCACCGGUCCUUUCCUGCAGCUUCAGCAGUGAUGGACUGCAUCUCAUUAGUGGUGGCUGUGAUCACAAGGUUACAAUGCGUGACCUGCAAGCACAACAGACGAUUGAAUUGGGUCACCAUGAAGAACCGGUCAGGUUUGUUUCUGCACUUGAAGAGCUCAAACUAGUGGUGUCCGGCAGUUGGGACAAGACCUUGUGCUUCUGGAGCCCUCAACAGUCCAAGCCGGUCUUGAGCGUUCCACUGCCAGAGCGGGUCUUUGCUAUGGAUGUGAAGUAUCCGUUGAUGGUUGUAGGAUGUGCUGAUCGGCAGGUGCUUACCUACGACUUGGCGCAGGGUUUGAAGACACAGUUGAACUCAACAAACUCAAUGUUUAGUGGUCUCAAGAUGCAGACUAGAUCUGUCUCUUGCUUCCCUGAUAGAACAGGUUUCGUGCUUGGUGGCAUUGAGGGGAGAUGCUCCGUGAAGGGCUUGGAUGAUCAGUCCAAGACUUUUACCUUCAAGUGCCAUCAGACACAGGGCUCCAUCAGUGCAGUAAACGCAUUAGACUUUCAUCCAGCCAAGCCAUCCACGCUGGCUUCUGUAGGGGGUGACGGUAGUUUCAUCUUCUGGGAAACUACACAGAGAAAGCUCCUGAGGAAGUUCGAUGCCAGCAGUAUGUCGCUCACCGCAGGGAAGUUCAAUUCCACAGGAAGCCUUUUUGCGUAUGCUGUGUCUUACGAUUGGAGCAAGGGACAUGAGGCCUACCAUGAGAACUUGCCACGGCAAGUUGUUGUUCAUUCCUGCAAGGAGGAUGAGGAGCUUUGCUGCAGCUUUGCUGGGGCGCCUGGCGCAACAGCAGUGCAGGUACGGACAACGCUUUCAGCUUGGAAGCACGAGUGCAGGACAUGCCAAAGUCUGCUGAGGGAUGAACAGUCAAAGGUCAAGUUCGUGCGGCUGUGUUUGGCAGCUGCUUUCUUUGGCUGGCAACUAGUGUCCUCCGCUUCAAGCUUCUUGCGCAAAGUCGUACAGGCCACUGCUGACGCUAGAUGUCAAGCGGCCAGUGUAGAGGUGUUGUCCGUGGUGGUGAAGGAAUGGGGGGUGCUGACCAAAGAAGUUCGUGCCACUCCAACUCAAAUAAAGAAGGCAAUGCUUCAGCAGCCGGACCUGUUUGCAAUUCUGGAAGCUUGGAAGAUGUUAUGCGCUGGGUCUUUUGCAAGUUGCAGCGCAUCUUGUGCGUUGCUUGCCUUUCACAAAUCCGUUGUCGAUUAUAGCUUCUUGCGGCUUGUUUGGUGUGGAUGGGCCACCUACGUUGAAGCAAGAGUACAUUUGAUGACCAGAUGUUCAAAGGCUACAUCCUUGCUGGAAAAGUUCAGGAGGUGGACCACACUGGCGCAAGCUUUCUCCAAUUGGCAAGCUGUGAAAGCUGCUGGAGUGCUUCGCUCCGGCAGGCUUGCAACAGCAGAGCACUGGACACGAGAGCUAGAGAAAGCUGACCUGAGCCAAGUCCUGCUGGCCUGGCGCUUCUGCCAUAGCGAACAAGUGCUGUACGCGAAGCUACAGAGGCUAUUCGCAAGCAAAGAGCGACAAGUAACAGACCACUCCAGACUCAAAGCAGAGCGAUCUCUUCGUGCUGCAUCUGCGGCGGUUCUUCGGAGCCGGAGGAACACAAACUAUUUACUGUACUUCAUGGCCUGGCGUGACGCUGUGGAUAAACAUGAAGAGGCUUUGCAAAAUUCCGAGGCGCAGCACGCAGCUGCAUAUCGACAAGGUGCUUGCAAGGCGGCAAAACUUCUCCUUGAAAACGGGCAAUGCUUUUUGCAGACAUUUCGAGGAGGAGCUUUACUGCGUUUUUGCUGGGGUGCCUGGCGCAACGGCUAUGCAGGCAAGCUACUUCGGACUUUGGGAUCAGUGUUCAGAGCCCAUGAAGCGCAAUCCAAAAGAUGGAUGGUAUGGGUGACGCUUUCAGCUUGGAAGCAAGAGUGCUGCAAGAGCUCGCUUCUGGCAGAAGAGUCUGUGGCCUUGGUCGCAUCCACUCGCCUGUCCAAAAAGUACUAUUUCACCGCGUGGCAGGCCGCUACGCAGCGCCGGGUUGCCGACGAGUCAGUGGAGGCUCUGUCGCGUCAGCUUGCGGAGGGAAUGCAGAUUGCUGUUGCGUGCACUUCUGCAGCCUUGAAGCAAGGCUACAGUUUGCUGCUUCAGCAUGCCUGGGAUGCUUGGAUUCAGGCUUUGCCUCGGAUGCUUCGCCUUACCACUUCAGGGGCCUUGUCUGUGCCACCGUUGCCCUUAAAGACAUCAUGGCGGAGAGAGGAUUUGAGCUUGCAAAGAGCCAUGCUGCUCGCCUGGCAUUCGGCAGCUGUGGUGGAAGUGUUGCCGGCCAAGCUGGCACAUGAAGUGAGACUGCAAAUAUCUCCUUUGAGGGCAUCGUGGCUAAGAGAGGACUUGCAGUUCCAGCGGGCCAUACUAUUCGCUUGGCACAUGGCGGUGCUCGUGGUUGAGUAUUCAUCCGACUUGCGGCUGCUUCAGCAGCGGUUGACGUCUGCUGCAUCUCAUGUCUUCCGCGUGACGACAUGCCAGCAGGCCGAGCAGUCAGAGGGCUGGAUGCGGAGAAUUUUGCUUUGCUGGCGAGUAUCAACCUUGCAGCGGUCACAGGAACAAGUCCGUCGUUUGAUUGGUAGCCUUCAAGCAGCAGAGAAGGUAUCCGAGUCAUCAUGGAGCAGCGAUCAAUCAAGGGCCUCGCAGUUGGUUGAACUGCGUCAGGUGUUCAAUGCCUGGCAGGGAGCAUGCAUGCAGGGCGAGCAAGCUCUGGAGGACGAGCGCAGCUUCAUGCUCCGGGAGCUGACCAGGCUCCAAGAAGAGAGCCGGCAUCGUGCUAUUGAUAUGCUUGAUGUCAUGACUUUGUCCAGAGAAGCAGUAGCUUUGGCAGCAGAGGUACCUCAAUAA
Durusdinium trenchii is the source of this 3120-nucleotide messenger RNA. The record is from the annotation of a GenBank genome assembly. Lineage: Eukaryota; Dinophyceae; Suessiales; Symbiodiniaceae.